GAGGGUAUAAGUACCAGUCCGGUUUCACUUACUUCUGAGUUCCUCUUGCACUUCCCUCUAGACUCACUAUCAACUUCAACAUUAUGACCUCUGAGUCAUGGACGUCGCUAGAUUCUACUCCAGGCCGGCGCAUUUUCUUUCGCCCCCUUGGAAGUUCAGAAACUGCCCUCCAUUGGACUGGCGUUUUCAGAAACACCUCAGAUACCGUGAUGCACAUACACCUUCGUACCGCACAAGCCAGCGAUCAAGACGUUCAUUCCCAAUCGAAUAUCUUGCGUUCUUGGGUGUCUGUCAAAAAACGCUUUCCCCUCAUCGCGGCUGAAGUGGAAGAACACGAGUUUGGUCCACGCUUCAUAAUUCGUGAAGAAACAGUCAUGAAUCUUCGACCUGAUGAUGUCACAUUCACGGAGGUCAAUUCCUUUCAUCAUGCUGAAUGUUUCGUAAACGACAUUAUGGAUGGACCUCGGCGCCUUUCAUCUCAGUUGCUUACUCGUGCCUAUAUUUUGCGCCGAACAGAUAAAAGUGACCAUUUCCACGUCGUGGUUAUGCUCGCCCACUGCAUUACAGAUGCAGCUAGCACGAGCACGGUGCUUAGGUCGUUUUUUGACACACUGUCAUCUCGGAUUGAACCACCGUACAUUCCUCUAGGCGAGAGAGUGCAUAAUUUCAAGGCUUUAGAGAGCAAUCUGGCUUCUAGAGAUCUUUCACUUGUCAAAAGACGGUGGAGGCGGGCUUUGGGUUAUGCAAUUGACUUGGCACGGAUGUCUCAAUUCAAGGGCGGUCACACUCUCCCCGGAGACUUCAGGGAAUCCACACCUCAUACUUCCGCUAAAAAACGCGACCAUGUCUCAGUGUUUUCGAGAGCAGUGUCGUCAACCAUUCUCACCAAUUGCCGCCGCUAUGGUAUUACCAUGAACUCUGCGUAUUAUACCCUCAGCCAAGUUGCCAUGGCACGUGUUUUAUGUCGACGGUACCUCAGGGGUCAGAUCUCGGAAGAAGAAUGGGAGUACAGGAAGCGCCAGCCCAUGUAUAUCCUCGGGCCGGUGAACUUACGCCCGUACCAAGAUAAGGACUGGUUUGAGACGGGCGGCUCGGGCGAUGUUGGCGUCGGCGUCGGCACCGUUCAGUAUGUGCUUCCCUUCAUGCCUCUUGGUAGCAUGUCUAGGGGAGACCCUAACAGGUUGGAACUUGUUGAUGGGGCACCGGACUUCCCGGAUCUCAUGUCUUUCAACCGGUUUCUUCUCCGAUGUGCUAAUCUGAAGGCGCAAGCCCAGAAGCUGCUCGGGCACCCACGGUUGGUUGACAUAUGUAAUUCCACUGUGAGACUCUAUUUGACUCCUUCCGGGAGGGAAAUCGCUUCGAAGCGAUUGAAGACGAGAGACAGUGUUCAGCCAGAGGACGGCGGUAAAAGUGUAUCCGUUCAGUCUUUGAACCCGAUACACACACAUGUGGGAGCCACUCUCGGCAAUAUGGAUCAUAUGUUGCCCACAGAAUAUCCUCUGCCUCCCGAGCACUACCUGUCACCGCUGCACAGCACGCCUCACGCCCAUCGGGCCGGUUAUCCACCGUGGUCACCGCAGGCUGCUGCUUUCGAGGACGCCAAAACACCGCGACUCUAUGUUGAGUAUUGGCGUGUCCAUCAACACUCAACGCCUGCCAAGCUGUAUCUUGGUGCGUCAACUGCGCGCCAGCAGCUGCAAUAUUUUGUCUUCUACGAUCAGCACGUCUUUAGCGAAAAGAUUGUCGCGGAGUGGGUGAGUGAGUUGAAGGAUGCGACGUUGUGGUAUCUGGGCCAGCCCCAUGGCAAUGGAACGCCUUUAGUACAGAGCAGGUUGUAG
Molecule: messenger RNA, 1838 nt
Organism: Suillus discolor
Lineage: Eukaryota; Fungi; Basidiomycota; Agaricomycetes; Boletales; Suillaceae
Exons: 3
Coding region: 84-1838 (584 amino acids)
Molecular function (GO): catalytic activity
Source: RefSeq, a predicted model, not a curated record